Messenger RNA from Paramecium pentaurelia, 1404 nucleotides. The record is from the annotation of a GenBank genome assembly. NCBI's taxonomy places the organism in Eukaryota, Ciliophora, Oligohymenophorea, Peniculida, Parameciidae.
AUGCUUCUACUGGAUAUCUCCUUUAAAAAACUAUAUUAAUAAACUCUAUACACUUUCCGAUAGUGUUUGUUAAUAAAGAAAGAUUUUGAUUCCAAAAAAAAUUUACUUAGUCAAAGAAUGAUUAGACGAAGACCUUAUUAGGGAAAAAUAGAACUACAAAUCCUUAUAAAAUGAAACAAAUAAACUAAAAGCUAGAUUAUAAUUCUAUGAAAAGGAUUUAGUUAUAUAAGGUGAGGUGGAUUAUAAAAGGGAAUUAAAAUAAGCACUAAUAAGAUUGAAAAAUAAAGAAGAAGAAGUGUUUGAAUUGAUGCAAAAUACUAACUAUAAAACAAUAAUAGAGAUGAAGAGAACAAUAUCAUCAUUAAAAUAAGAAUUGGAGAAGUAUCAUGUUUAUUAGAAUUUUUCAGGAAGUACGAAGUCAAUAAUUAAUGAUAAUAUAGAAUUAUUCCAAAAAUUACAAUAAUCCAUUAAAUCAAUCAAGGAAUUAGAAAAAAUAAAAGUAGAGUAUUUCUCAAUAGCUAGAAAACAUUAACAGUUGUAACUUGUUUUAUAAGCAAAAGAUUAGUAAUUAUAGAAAUUUAGAGGAAGAGACCAUCUAAGUGAUAUGAAUAUAAAGCAUGCUCAAAAAAUGAAUCUUAAUUGAGAGAAGAAUUAUUAAUUAAGGAUGAAGAAAUAUCCCAUCUUAAAACUCAAUUGGCUAUCGCUCGAAAAACCAAUAUAGAAGAUAAAGCCAUCAUCGAUUAAACGUAAUAAGAACUUAAAUAAAAAAUUAAUCAUCAUGAGUAUAAAGGUAGAUUUAUAAAGAGAGGAUUGAUCAUUUGCAAAAAGAAAGUUAAUAGUUAGCUGAAAAAGCAAGAAAUUUUGAUAGAUAUUUGAUUGUAAAUCAAAAGAGAAAAAUGACAUGGGUUGAAGACCAGCAAUCAAAUUCUUAAUAUACUUAAGGUUAAGAUGAAGAUUAAUUGGUGAAAAGAAAACCAAGUCGAAGAUAUUGUUUUUGAACUAAAAUUAAGUUUAAGAAAAAACAAUAUUUCCGAUAUUUAAGAUAAGUAUCGUCUCAUUUCCAUUAUUAGAGAGUUUGAGUAUAAUCCAGAGUAAAAAUCUCCAGUACCCCAUGUUCGAAGUGUUUUUAGAACAUUGCUGUAACAUUACUAAUUAAACUUUGAUGAUUACAUUCUAUAAACAGUCGCUAAGGCCUGCUUUUAAGUAUUUGAAUUCUGUUCGAGAAAAAAUAUUCAUAAGCUAAAUUAAUAAGAACUUUUGGAAAGUGUCUCGUAAUUAGAUUUAUAAUGGAACUCAAAAUGCUUUGAUUGUUUUCAACAAUUAUAUUAUAAUAAAUAUAAAGGUUUCCUAUAAUUUGAAGUUCAGAAUGUAAAAAAAUUGUUUGAAUAAUUUUAAAUAUAAUGA